AAUUUGUCAGAGAGAAGCCAGGGUCAUAAAAGAUGGUCCAUUGUGUUUGUGCAUCAUUUGAUCAUAAAUUUUCUAACCCCAGAACCCAGUUAUUAUCUAGUUCCUCAAAUUUACGAACUCAAUCUUCUUCUCCUUUCCCUGUUUGUUUUAAUAAAUUGCAACUCUACACUCCAACGUAGGCUCUUCAAUGUUCACUGGAGAACCGAAAAUGCAAGUACGCUGUUGACUGAAGACCCACUAGACCUUAGGAGGAACAGACAGAAUUCUGGCGGGGAAUUUACUUGAAGGAAGCCGUGGUCCCAACUGCUUGCAAUUUCAUUUCAAAAGAAUUACAUAGUCUCUAAGUCUAACGGCACUCUUUGCCAGAGUACAGAGCUGAAAUAAAUCAUCUCAUUCAAUGCACUCAACUACCCAAAAACCAUCCAAUUCAAUUCUUCCAUCACCAGCAACCUGGUCCCAUUCUUAGAAUGCUACUGAUAGAAGUUUGGAUACAUCAAAACGUGGAGCUUCACAUUCCGUAAAGAAGAAGGAACAGGAUGAACCACAUGCAUCACCACUUUUAACAAGAACUUAUAGGGCACAGAGCCCUCUUCAUGAUCACCCUAGUAAUAUCAACAAGAAUGCUUCAUCGAACCACCGAGCCUCCUUGGAAAAAGAUAUUGAGCAGUUGCAGUCACGCCUGCAACAAGAGAAAUCUAUGCGCUUGAUGCUCGAGAGAGCAAUGGGAAGAGUUUCAAGCACCUUAUCUCCAGGACACAGACAUUUUGCUUCCCAGACAAAGGAGCUGAUUUCUGAGAUUGAGUUACUCGAAGAGGAGGUUGCUAAUCGUGAGCAGCAUGUGCUCUCUCUCUAUAGGAGCAUCUUUGAGCAUUGUGUAAGUCAGCCUCCUUCUGGGCAAAGCUCAAGCGUGGCUUCUCCAGCUCAUACAAAGCAUGUAUCUAAGAAACAUCCAAGUAUUAUUUCAAGUGCAUUUUGCUCAUCAAAAAAGUUCCCUUUGAGACCUUUGCAAGCUCUUGUUUCUGUAAGUGACUAUGGGAAAAGAGCCUGUAAGACUAAUGACGCUCAAUCCUAUGGAAAAAGUGAUAUUCAGUUUGAAAAGACUUGUUCAGAUCCUCUCAAGGAAGAAGAAAAGGUUCCAGCCAUGGAGAAAACUUCUAUGCUACAAACUCUGAAAGAUCAUCUAUAUCAGUGCCCAAGCAAGUUGUCCGAGGAGAUGGUCAGGUGUAUGGCUGUAGUAUAUUGCUGGCUUUGUGGUGCAGCUUCCACCAAUCCUGGAAAACAUCGAUCCCCUCUAUUGUCGCGGUCAUCAACUAAUGUUUUGCUCCCUCGACAUGUUUCUGGAGAAGAAAGUGAUUGGUCUUGCAAGUCCACAGUUGAAAUAUCUUGGAUAUCAACUGACAAGAGCCAAUUCUCUCGUGCAUCGUAUGCGAUCAACAAUUAUAGAAUUCUAGUAGAACAACUGGAAAGGGUGAAUCUGAGUCAGAUGGAAAGCAAAACUCGAGUUGCAUUUUGGAUCAACGUGUACAACGCCCUUGUUAUGCAUGCUUAUUUAGCAUAUGGGAUUCCACACAAUUCUCUGCAAAGGCUGGCAUUGUUUCACAAGGCUGCCUACAAUGUUGGUGGCCAUAUCAUAAGCGCAAAUGCAAUUGAGCAAUCUAUAUUUUGCUUCCGCAAACCUCGAAGUGGACGGUGGAUUGAGUCCAUCCUUUCAACUGCAUUGAGGAAAAAAUCUUGUGAAGAAAGGCAAAUUAUCAGUUCAAAAUUUGGUCUUCCAAACUCUGAACCGCUUGCCUGCUUUGCCCUUUGUACUGGAGCAUUUUCAGAUCCCGUGUUAAAAGUCUACAUGGCCUCAGAUGUUAAAGAGCAACUAGAUGUCGCAAAAAGAGAGUUUCUUCAAGCAAAUGUAGUUGUAAAGAAGUCGAGGAAAGUGUUUCUGCCAAAAGUGGUAGAAAGGUUCGCAAGGGAAGCCUGCAUUAGCUCAGAUGAUCUUCUCAAGUGGGUUACUGAAAAUGUUGAUAAAAAGCUCCAGGACUCGAUACAAAAACGCAUUGAUCAGAAGUCCAACAAAAAGGCAUCUCAGAUUAUUGAGUGGUUGCCUUACAGUUCAAGGUUCCGGUAUGUAUUCUCCAAGGACUUAAUGGAAAAGCCAUGGUGUGGGUGUGGAUUUCUCUCUUCUUGCUUAAAUUCAGGAGGAAUCUCAAUGUAAUUAGCACAAGCCAUGAAGCAUGGCUAGUCAGCUGGGCACAGAUAUUUCAAAACACGACUACAAAAUCUUGUGAUACAUCCAAAUCUUUAGAUGUUUCAUUAGCUGAUUGGAUUAACUUUGACAUCUUUAUUCUCAUAAAGCAACAUCCUUUUGGGCUUAAA
Molecule: messenger RNA, 2367 nt
Organism: Mangifera indica (mango)
Lineage: Eukaryota; Viridiplantae; Streptophyta; Magnoliopsida; Sapindales; Anacardiaceae
Exons: 12
Coding region: 698-2206 (502 amino acids)
Source: RefSeq, a predicted model, not a curated record